AUGAAAAAUGGAGCAGCAAGACUGCGAGAGAAGCGGCGAAAGCAAGUUGAAAAGUACAUGCGCAAAGCAGGCCCAGAAAAAUACCACGACCUUCUAAUUCUAGACUUCGAUGUGGGAUGCAAGAGGCGAAUAUUCGACCCCGGGUAUCUUGAAUCGCUACACAACGAUAAAGUCCUUCUAACCGACGCAAAAACCGAGGAGAUUACAGAAGACGGUAUCGAGACAGACAAAGGCUUUAUUCCAGCGGACAUAAUAAUUCUCGCGACAGGCUUCCAAACGAACAAGUUCCUUCCCUACAUGGAUGUGGUCGGGUGCAACGGCGAGAAUGUAUCACAACACUGGACUAAAUAUGACGGCCCAGCCGCGUAUAACUGUUCUGCGCUGAGUGGCUUUCCAAAAUUCUUCAUGCUCCUUGGACCUAAUACUGCUACCGGACAUACGUCGGCCAUGAUAGCUGCCGAGAACUCAAUUAACUACGCUCUUCAUAUUUUGAAGCCUGUUCUGGAUGGUGACGCCCUAUCGGUUGAUCUGAAGCCUGAAGCUGAGCAUGACUACGUUUACUUGGUACAGGACGCAUUGAGUAAGCGUGUUUGGAACGCAGGCUGUGUAUCGUGGUAUCGUAAUGAUACCAAAUGGGACUCCAUGUUUUAUCCUUGGACUCAAGGCCACUACUGGUGGCGGAGUCUUUUUCCCAUCUGGUCCGAUUGA
Penicillium manginii is the source of this 708-nucleotide messenger RNA. RefSeq lists its product as uncharacterized. The transcript is spliced from 4 exons. The record is from RefSeq and is a predicted model, not a curated record. NCBI's taxonomy places the organism in Eukaryota, Fungi, Ascomycota, Eurotiomycetes, Eurotiales, Aspergillaceae. The coding region runs from base 1 to 708 and encodes 235 amino acids.